Molecule: messenger RNA, 1092 nt
Organism: Cornus florida
Lineage: Eukaryota; Viridiplantae; Streptophyta; Magnoliopsida; Cornales; Cornaceae
Exons: 2
Coding region: 286-906 (206 amino acids)
Molecular function (GO): protein dimerization activity
Source: RefSeq, a predicted model, not a curated record
AGGUUAUUAUUUGAACCCAGAAUACUUUUAUUCAAAUUCGAAAAUUGAAGAAGAUGAAGAGAUUGCAAAGGGUUUGUAUGCAUGCAUUGCAAGGUUAGUCCCGGAUGUCAAAGACCAAGACAAAAUUACUGAGGAGCUGUCCUUAUAUUUAAAAGCUGAGGGCCUCUUUGGUAAUCCCUUUGCUAUUAGACAGAGAAGUACACGAGGACCAGGUAAAGUGGUAAAGUAUAUUAAGUUAGUAUAGCUAAGUGUUAAAAUUAUUUUGACAAUAGAGUCGAUAGAAAGAUGAAGCUAAAGUUGCUAAACAUCAUUAUUAAUUUUUUUUUAAUAGCUAAUUGGUGGGAAGCUUAUGGCAAGUCAACAAAACUUCUCCAAAAGUUUGCUAUAAAGGUUUUAAGCCUUACUUGCAGCUCUUCUGGUUGUGAACGAAAUUGGAGCGUGUUUGAGCAUCUUCAUAACAAGAAAAGAAAUAGGCUCGCUCAAACAACGUUGAAUGAUUUAGUGUUCAUCAAAUAUAAUAGAGCAUUGAGGCGUCGAUAUAAUAUGCGUGACACUCUUGAUCCCAUUUUACUCGAUGACAUUGAUGAGAGCAACGAGUGGUUGACGGGGAGGAUGGAUGAUUCUGAUGCAGAACAUGAUCUAGUCUAUGAAGAUGAUUCCUUGACAUGGGGUGAUGUUGCUAAUUUUGCUGGUAUUGGAGAGGCAAGCAGGCCGCAACGGUCUACUAGAUCAAAAUCUAGUUCUAGUUCACGGUUACCAACAAAGGGAGCAGGAAGUUCUUCAAUUCGACUUGUGGAUGAGGAUGAGGAUGAUUCAGAUGAGAUAGAAGAGGAUCCUGAGAAUUAUGAAUCAUUUAGUGACGAUCAAAAUGAUGUUAUGCUUAUUGAUGACGAGGAUGAUAUUUAGAUUCAUUGGUGUUGUCUUCUUAGGAAGAAUGAUGUUUAUGUUUGUUUUAGUUUUAUCUUAUACUUCUCCUUAGUUGACUUUUGCAUCUUUAUGUUAAUAUGUUUAAUUAUUCACUGUUUUGAACUCAAGUACUUGAUUUACUUGGUUUUGGCAUCUUUAUGUUGAAUAUUUAACUUAAGUAAUUCA